AACCUGCCCGACCCAGUCGUCCUUUCUCUUCCCACCGUAGUAGUCCUUAGUUCCCUACUCCGGGAUGCUUUAUUGCCCGGCACUGCCGUAAAGCAUAUCUGGCCCCAGCCCCCGAGUCCUAUUCCCCCAGGGCGUCCGUACACCGCGGUUGCCACGGUGCCGCCAAGCGCGGCUGUCGCGCGGCCCCGGUGUCAGCGGCGAUGGCGGCGGGGUCGGGUGGGAAUGGGGGCUCCGGGGGAGGCCCCGGGCCGGGGCCGGGUGGGGGUGGUGGCCCCGGCGGGAGCGGCCCAGGGCCGGGGUCCGGCGGGGGUCUGGGCAGCGGCGGGGAGCUGCACCCGCGCACCGGGCGCUUGGUGAGCUUGUCGGCCUGUGGGCGUACAGCGCGGCGGCAGCAGCCAGGCCAGGAGUUUAACCACGGGCUGGUGUUGAGUCGGGAACCCUUGCGCGAUGGACGCGUCUUCACCGUCCGCAUCGAUCGCAAGGUCAACUCCUGGAGUGGCUCCAUUGAGAUUGGGGUGACGGCACUGGAUCCCAGUGUGCUGGAUUUCCCAAGCAGCGCCACAGGGCUGAAGGGGGGCUCGUGGGUAGUGUCGGGCUGCUCGGUGCUGAGGGAUGGACGGUCUGUGCUGGAGGAGUAUGGGCAGGACCUCGACCAGCUUGGCGAAGGGGACCGUGUGGGCGUGGAGCGCACGGCUGCCGGGGAGCUGCGGCUCUGGGUGAACGGGCGGGAUUGCGGCGUGGCUGCCACGGGCCUUCCAGCUCGUGUCUGGGCCGUCGUGGACCUUUACGGCAAGUGCACCCAGAUCACUGUGCUCCCCCCUGAGCCGGGCUUCAGCCCCCCUACUCCCAGCCCCACGCCUCCCCUUGAGCCCUCUGCCCCCCCUGAAGAUUCUGCCUUGGCUGAACAGGGGACCUCUGGGGAUGAAGGGGCUGAACCCUUAUUCCCCUCCCAUUCCACCUGGUCCCCAGCCUUCAUGGUAUCCCCAGCGCAGGCCCGACCGGAGACGUUUCCUAACAGCCUUGAGUCGCAUAAUGACUUUGCCAGCAUGGAGCUCUCCGAGGUGGUGAGCAAUGCCAUCCUGUCUGCGUACAACGGGGGGCUCCUAAAUGUGAACCUGAGCUCCCCCCCAGCAGGGGAAGCACCGGGGCCUAGCGGUGCUGCCACCUCGCCCAUUGUCACCUCCAACGAUGCUCUCCUUUUCCAUGAGAAGUGUGGAACCCUCAUCAAGCUCAGCAACAAUAAUAAGACUGCUGAGCGCCGCCGGCCCCUGGAUGAAUUCAACAACGGGGUUGUCAUGACCAACCGCCCGCUCCGGGACAACGAGAUGUUUGAGAUCCGCAUCGAUAAGCUCGUAGAUAAGUGGUCAGGCUCCAUUGAGAUUGGUGUCACCACCCACAACCCCAACAAUCUGGAGUACCCAGCCACCAUGACCAACCUGCAGUCAGGCACCAUCAUGAUGAGCGGCUGUGGGAUCCUGACCAAUGGCAAGGGCACCCGCCGGGAGUACUGUGAAUUCAGCCUGGAUGAGCUACAGGAGGGUGACCACAUUGGUCUCACAAGGAAGUCCAACUCUGCCCUGCACUUCUUCAUUAAUGGCAUUGAUCAGGGUGUGGCAACCCCCUUGACACCGCCAGUGGUGUAUGGUGUGGUGGACUUGUAUGGGAUGGCCGUGAAGGUGACCAUCGUCCACAAUAACAACCACAGUGACCGCCUUCGCCGGAACAAUGCCAUCCUGCGGGCUCUGUCCCCUGAGGGUGCUCUCCGCCGGGCUGCUCCUACAACCCAGGCAGAACCUGAGCGCCUGCUCUUCCACCCCAACUGUGGGCAGAAGGCAGCCAUCACCCACGAGGGACGCACUGCCCUGAGGCCCCAUGCCACCGACGACUUCAAUCACGGCGUGGUGCUGAGCAGCAGAGCCCUGCGGGACGGAGAGGUGUUCCAGGUGCGCAUCGACAAGAUGGUGGACAAGUGGGCUGGCUCCAUCGAGAUUGGCGUCACCACCCACAACCCUGCCUACCUCCAGUUGCCCUCCACCAUGACCAACUUGCGCUCUGGGACUUGGAUGAUGACAGGGAAUGGGGUGAUGCACAAUGGGACGACCAUCUUGGACGAAUACGGGCACAACCUGGACCGACUCAAGCCCCGCUUCUUCCAAGGCAGGGGACACGGUGGGCGUGGUGCGGCGGGAGGAUGGGACUCUCCACUUCUUCGUCAAUGGCAUGACUCAGGGUCCCGCUGCCUGGAAUGUGCCCCCAGGAGUCUAUGCCGUCGUGGAUCUCUAUGGUCAGGCGGCCCAGGCCACCAUUGUGGACGACAGGUGCCCCAAGUCCCUGAACCACUCCCUGAGGGGAACAACCAGGUGUCCCCAAGCUCCCCAUCGUCUGGGGCUGGGGGCUCGGACCUCCGCUUCCACCAGCUGCACGGCAGCAAUGCCGUCAUCACCAACGGGGGCCGUACUGCGCUCCGCCACAAUUGCCGCAGCGAGUUCAAUGACGCCAUCGUCAUCUCCAACCGAGCCCUGAGAGAUGGCGAGCUGUUUGAAAUCGUCAUUCAGAAGAUGGUGGACCGCUGGUCAGGCUCCAUUGAAGCUGGAGUGACCGCUAUUCGGCCGGAAGACCUUGAAUUCCCCAACACUAUGACAGACAUUGACUAUGACACAUGGAUGCUGAGCGGCACAGCUAUCAUGCAAGAUGGGAACACCAUGCGCAACAACUACGGGUGUGAUCUUGACGCGCUGGGCACUGGCGCCCGCAUCGGUAUGAUGCGCACGGCCAAGGGCGACCUGCACUACUUCAUCAACGGCCAGGACCAAGGCGCUGCGUGCUCAGGCUUGCCUCCCGGUAAAGAGGUGUAUGCAGUAGUGGAUCUGUACGGCCAGUGCGUCCAAGUGUCUAUCACCAAUGCCACCGGCCCCAUGGACAACAGCCUGGCGACCAGCAACACCGCCACUGAGAAGUCAUUCCCCCUGCACUCCCCAGUGGCUGGCGUGGCCCACCGAUUCCACAGCACCUGCGGCAAGAACAUUGCUCUGGAAGAAGAUGGCACUAGGGCGGUGCGAGCAGCCGGCUACGCCCAUGGCCUCGUCUUCAGCACCAAGGAGCUCAGGACUGAGGAAAUCUUCGAGGUAAAGGUGGAGGAGCUGGAUGAGAAGUGGGCCGGCUCCCUCCGCUUAGGGCUGACCACGCUAGCGCCUGGGGACAUGGGGCCCGGUGCGGGCGGGGGCCCGGGACUGCCUCCCUCCCUGCCAGAGCUCCGGACGAAGACCACCUGGAUGGUGUCCAGCUGUGAAGUGAGGCGCGACGGGCAACUCCAGAGGAUGAACUAUGGCCGGAACCUGGAGAGGCUGGGGGUGGGAAGCCGUGUGGGCAUUCGCCGAGGGGCAGACGACACAAUGCACGUCCUGGUAGACGGAGAGGACAUGGGUCCUGCAGCCACCGGCAUCGCCAAGAGUGUGUGGGCUGUGUUGGAUCUAUAUGGGCCAGUGCGGAGUGUCUCUAUUGUCAGCUCCACCCGUCUGGAUGAGCCAGAAGGCACUCAGCCUCCUUCCCCCAGCUCGGACACCGGCAGCGAGGGCGAGGAGGACGACGAAGGCGAGGAGCAUGGCCUGGAAGGCCAGAACCAAGUGGCCAUUAUGCCCACAGCCCUCGAGUUCCUGGAGAACCAUGGGAAGAAUAUUCUCUUGUCCAAUGGGAACCGUACGGCUACGCGAGUGGCCAGCUACAACCAGGGUAUCGUUGUCGUCAACCAGCCCCUGGUGCCCCAGCUGCUGGUCCAGGUGCGGAUAGACUUCCUGAACCGGCAGUGGACAUCUUCCCUUGUCCUGGGAGUCAUCACCUGCCCACCGGAGAGGCUCAACUUCCCUGCUUCCGCCUGUGCCCUCAAACGGGCAGCCUGGCUGCUGCGGGGCCGAGGGGUCUUCCACAAUGGCCUUAAGAUCUGUGAGAAAUUUGGGCCGAAUCUGGACACAUGUCCAGAAGGCACCAUCCUGGGACUGCGGCUGGACAGCUCUGGGGGGCUGCACCUCCAUAUCAAUGGAAUGGAUCAGGGGGUGGCUGUGCCGGAUGUCCCCCAGCCCUGCCACGCGCUUGUGGACCUCUAUGGGCAGUGUGAGCAGGUGACAAUCGUGAGCCCUGAACCAGGGGCUGCCAGUGGGAAAAGUGCUGGAACCCAAGGGGACAUGGAGAAAGCUGACAUGGUGGAUGGUAUCAAGGAGAGUGUGUGCUGGGGCCCACCGCCCACCACUAGCCCCCUCAAAAGCUGCGAGUACCACGCCCUUUGCUCCCGUUUCCAGGAACUGCUGCUGCUUCCUGAGGACUAUUUCAUGCCUCCGCCAAAGCGUAGCCUAUGCUACUGUGAGUCUUGCCGAAAACUUCGAGGGGACGAGGCCCACAGGCGCCGUGGGGAGCCCCCCCGUGAAUACGCUCUGCCCUUUGGCUGGUGCAGGUUCAACCUCAGGGUGAACCCCCGCCUGGAGGCUGGGACGCUAACCAAGAAGUGGCACAUGGCCUACCAUGGGAGCAAUGUAGCGGCUGUCCGGAGGGUGCUGGACCGAGGGGAGCUGGGGGCAGGCACUGCUUCCAUCCUGAGCUGCCGGCCCUUGAAGGGAGAGCCUGGGACAGGGUUUGAGGAGCCUGGAGAGAACUGUGCACCCCCCCGGGAGGAGCAGCCCCCUCCAGUGCUGCUUUCCCCCUCCCUCCAAUAUGCUGGGGCUGAGACCCUGGCAUCCAAAGUGCAAUUCCGGGACCCCAAAUCCCAGCGGACGCACCAGGCCCAGGUGGCGUUCCAAGUGUGUGUGCGCCCUGGCUCCUACACCCCGGGACCCCCUUCCGCGGCCCUCAGAGAGCCUCCCGACCCUCACUUCAGCCCAGCCGAACUUGAGUGGGUGACCAAGGAGAAGGGGGCCACGCUCCUCUAUGCCCUGCUGGUACGGGUGGAGUGAGGGGCGAGGCCGCACCACUACAAGCACAGUUGGGCCUCGGCCCCUGGACUCGGAAUGAUGACUGCCUCCAGGUCAUUCCAGCGCCCCGCGACAUGCACGGUGCUCAGCCUGGCAGAUGCACAGAAGCGUGUGGGCAGGCUCUCAGACUAGCUGGGAAGCGGAGCUUGGCUCUGUGCCCCGGCGGAAGGGGACGUCCCUCCCUCCGAGGUGAGGGUGUAGCGGCGAGCCCGGCCGCAGACCCCGGGAAACCCUGUCCAUGCACUGAUCUGGGGAGCCUGACUCCCCGCGACUCCUCCCCCAUACACUUAAUUUAUUUCCGUUUCUGUUCCCUGGUUACUGUGAAUCCCAGAGGCGUCUCCUCGUGCCCCAGCGAAGCUGCUUUUCCGGCCCGGGCAGGAGUGGGGAAGGCGGGGGCCGGGGCUCGGGCCUCUGUACAGUUGUUACUGACUCUGAUUUCUAAGGAGCCAAUAAACGCAAUCUAAGAGCA
This is a messenger RNA of Cervus elaphus (red deer), 5427 nucleotides long. It is a transcript of the gene NEURL4, whose product is annotated as neuralized E3 ubiquitin protein ligase 4. Lineage: Eukaryota; Metazoa; Chordata; Mammalia; Artiodactyla; Cervidae. Gene Ontology annotation, molecular function: ubiquitin protein ligase activity. The record is from RefSeq and is a predicted model, not a curated record. The transcript is spliced from 29 exons. The coding region runs from base 201 to 4940 and encodes 1579 amino acids.